GUCCAAAGAAGAAUAUCAUUCUUCAUCAUGCUGAUGCACCCAAGGUAAAUCCGGCCAUAACACAUUCUGUUCAUAAAACUCCAGUAUCAGAUAUAAUUCACUUGGUCUUUGUCCAGAAUGUUGAAAAAAUUUCAGGUUGCAAAGAAGAAAGCUUCAAAAAAAUCGCACCGGAUAAUCUUUUGUUGCUAGGAGGAUCAACCCCAAAGAUGGUCAGAACCGAGCCUAGUAGGAGUAUGAAGGACCAUCCACUGAAGAAGAGAGGCAAUUCCAAAGUCCAUAGCAGAGGCGUGAUCAUAUCCUAUUUGCUGAAAGAAGAGCCACCUGAUGCACAAUCCAUCCCCAAACCGAAACAAUAUCAAGGUAAGACCUUAGAAUCUCAAAAGAAUAUGAAAGCUGACUUGCUCUAUCUUGGUGCAGGUUAUCAAGUUUUGAGGUUGAAACUUUGUUAA
Messenger RNA from Brassica oleracea var. oleracea, 449 nucleotides. RefSeq lists its product as uncharacterized. The record is from RefSeq and is a predicted model, not a curated record. Lineage: Eukaryota; Viridiplantae; Streptophyta; Magnoliopsida; Brassicales; Brassicaceae.